GCCCGGGACCCGGGACGCCGUUGGUUGGUGUGCGGCGGGAGGGCGUGGCGCAAGAGGCGCCGUUGGUUGGCCGGCGGCGAGCGGGGGCGGGCCAUGGCCCUGCUACUGUACCUGGGCCUGACGGCGGCGCUGGCCCGGGGCUGCCUGCACUGCCACCGCAACUUCUCGGACAAGUUCUCUUUCUACCGCCAUCACGUGAACCUGAAGUCCUGGUGGGUGGGCGACAUCCCCGUGUCGGGCUCGCUGCUCGCCGACUGGAGCGAGGACACAAUGAAGGAGCUACACCUGGCCAUCCCCGCGGAGAUCACCCGGGAGAAGCUGGACCAAGUGGCGAACGCCGUGUACGAGAAGAUGGAUCAGCUGUACCAGGGGAAGAUGUAUUUCCCCGGGUAUUUCCCCAACGAGCUCCGGGCUAUUUUCCGGGAGCAGGUGCAUCUCAUCCAGAAUGCCAUCAUUGAAAGCCGCAUCGACUGUCAGCGUCACUGUGGCAUCUUCCAGUACGAGACCAUCUCGUGUAGCAACUGCACCGACUCGCAUGUCAUCUGCUUUGGCUACAAUUGCGAGUCAUCUGCGCAGUGGGAGACAGCUGUGCAGGGCCUCCUGCACUACAUAAAUAACUGGCACAAACAGGACAACGGCAUGAGGACGACUCCAGCCUUCCUGAUAUCACCGAGCUUCACGUGCCUAGAGCCCCCACAUCUGGCCAACCUGACUCUGGAGAACGCUUCUGAGUGCCUGAUGCAGCACUGACGGCCGCCGGGCCUACCGGACUCGCCCCAGCCUCGGCCUGGGGCCAGGACUCAGCUGGGCUGUCCUAGCUUGACCCUGGGAGCAGCUUGCUGCCCCCUGGGGGCCCCCCACCCCCAUCAGCCUGGGCAUGGCCGGGGCCGGGUGGAGGAGAAGGGAGACGAGUUUGUAUAUAGCAGAUGCCAGGCGGGAUCACAGAGCUACUGGAUGAUUAAAUGUCUCUGACACUUCUCACCACGGAGCAGUCCCUUGGGGGGCUGGGAGAACCAUGUGGGAUAACGGGCUGGGGCCCAGGCAAGGCACAUCUGGUCACAGGCGCCAGGAGGAACGGCGGGUCCCACGUUCCCAGGCCAAUUGGGUCGCAGUCUGCCUCAGUGUACCUGGAUGGGCUCGCCUAUGAGUAAGCUGGGGAGCGAGUGGACUCUUUCGCUGACUCGGCCGGAGUGCAGGCUGCUUCGGUGGCGUGGGGCUGGCCCUCGGCGCAAGGAGCCCCAGGGGGCUUGGUCCGGGCUGGACGGCUGUCUCCAUGGAAGCAAGUGCUGCCCGGAGGUGCCUUCUGUGCCUGAGAGUGUGUGUGUGUUGGCCUGUGCGCCACUGGCUUCCUCCUCCAGCUCCGUUGCGGGGCAUCACAGGACAGAAGACCCCGCCGGGCUUCCUACUGCGGUUCCCCUGAUGUAAUGCCAGCUACUGCUUACGUGGGCACAUUUGUGUUUAAGGCAGGAAACUCUGGCAGGGGUUAGACAAUAUGGUGUGCACCAAGACUCAGGUGACACUACAGGCAGACUAUCAAAAGAGCAGAGCUGGGUCUUCAACAAGCCCCAUUCCGAGGCACGCAUGCUGGAAGCAGGGCUGGCCAUCUCCAGG
Messenger RNA from Pteropus alecto (black flying fox), 1611 nucleotides. RefSeq names its product IZUMO family member 4 (gene IZUMO4). NCBI's taxonomy places the organism in Eukaryota, Metazoa, Chordata, Mammalia, Chiroptera, Pteropodidae. The record is from RefSeq and is a predicted model, not a curated record. Bases 94 to 750 code for a protein of 218 amino acids. Gene Ontology annotation, cellular component: nucleus. The transcript has 10 exons.